ACUAGAUCCGGAAGUUCUCUCUGUAUCCGCUCCUUCCUGGUUAUCUUGCCGCCUCGAAUUCCCAUAAUACCCCGCGCGCGCGCGGCCGCCUUCCUUUUUCCGCCAUCUUGCUGCCCUGGCAUCAUGGUGCGCAUGAAUGUUCUGGCCGAUGCUCUUAAAAGCAUCAACAAUGCAGAGAAACGUGGAAAGCGUCAAGUUCUCAUCAGGCCAUGCUCCAAAGUAAUCGUCCGGUUCUUAACUGUGAUGAUGAAACACGGCUACAUAGGUGAAUUUGAGAUCAUCGAUGACCACAGAGCUGGGAAAAUUGUUGUGAAUCUCACAGGCAGGCUUAACAAGUGUGGUGUGAUCAGUCCCAGAUUCGAUGUCCAGCUGAAAGACUUGGAAAAGUGGCAGAACAACCUGCUGCCUUCACGUCAGUUCGGGUACAUUGUCCUGACCACAUCAGCUGGCAUCAUGGAUCACGAGGAAGCGAGGCGAAAGCAUACAGGAGGGAAAAUCCUGGGUUUCUUUUUCUAAACUUGUAAAAAAAAAAAGCAGACAAAUUAAUAAAUUGUUCAAAAGGA
Pseudonaja textilis is the source of this 563-nucleotide messenger RNA. It is a transcript of the gene RPS15A, whose product is annotated as ribosomal protein S15a. Gene Ontology annotation, molecular function: structural constituent of ribosome. Gene Ontology annotation, cellular component: ribosome. NCBI's taxonomy places the organism in Eukaryota, Metazoa, Chordata, Lepidosauria, Squamata, Elapidae. The record is from RefSeq and is a predicted model, not a curated record. Gene Ontology annotation, biological process: translation.